This is a messenger RNA of Pocillopora verrucosa, 8924 nucleotides long. RefSeq names its product protein sidekick-2. NCBI's taxonomy places the organism in Eukaryota, Metazoa, Cnidaria, Anthozoa, Scleractinia, Pocilloporidae. Gene Ontology annotation, cellular component: plasma membrane; axon. The record is from RefSeq and is a predicted model, not a curated record. Gene Ontology annotation, biological process: axon guidance; cell-cell adhesion. Gene Ontology annotation, molecular function: protein binding.
UUGAAUCUCUUUAAAAAUAAUUCUGGAAGACGGAAAUUUCCGAAAUGUGUAGACAUCCACUAUAUUGUUAUAUUGAGUGUCAUUACCGCAAUACGAGCGACCUCUAACAGGAAAGAAUCGCAAAUCAUCGAUUGACAGUUCAGAAUCUCAAGCGAUUUGAUUUCUUGGAACGAUCGAUCGAUCGAUCGACUGCACUUUGUCAACUUUUGUAUUGAUCUCCUGUGUGGAAAUUUCUAUUUUCGUUAAUCUGGGAGAAGUCAUAGCUCUUUACUUCUACUUCGCUAAAAGUUGAAAACUGCGUUUGUUCUUUCGUGCGAUCUACGAGACUUUUGUGCUUUCGGAAGGAUAACGCGGGAAGAAAGCCCUAAUUGGUUUCGAAACAUUUGGUCUAUAUUAAGUACGAUGCCUGCUUCCACUGUUUCUUGUUGAUGGAAAACACGCUCCUUUCUGCAACCUUAUUUUCAACCUUACAUUGAUUGAAGAUUACUAUGGUUCACCAGCAAAGUGGACUUUUGUUGUGUCUCCUUUGUUGGAUCGCGGUGAAAGCAGAAAACCCUCCAACCAUUUCCAGUGUGACAAAAACUCCUGUGAGCUUUUAUGAAGGGGGCAGGGUGACACUUCAUUGUUCAGCUACAGGCAACACACCCCUUACCUACCAGUGGUUUGCAACAGAUUUUGAGGGUAAUGCCAAGGAUGUUUCAUCAGGUAGACACAGUCAGCAACCAAGCACAGGUCAGCUUGUUAUAAACAGUCUGAAUCAUACUCUAGAUGAUGGCUAUUACUAUUGUGUAGCAAGGAAUCCAGCUGGAAGAACAAGAUCAACAAGAUUAAAAAUCCAAGUUUCAUUUCUAGAAAAAACACCAAAUGUUGAUACCAGUGUAAGUCUCGGAGUACUGCAGGGGGGUGAAUUCACCUAUGAAUACCCUGUUAUAAAAAGUUUUCCAAAGCCUACAAUUACGUGGACUAAAAGUGGCAGCUCUAUGUCUGAGACACAACGCAUCAGUUUUUCUACUGAAGGAAACAUUUAUAUUGGAAAUGUGGAAGUAAAUGAUGUAGGUAACUACUACUCAAGGGUUGAGAAUGGAGGCCAGUCAUUUAGUAGAGGUCCGCUAACAGUGAGUGUGACAGCAAGGGGAAACAUACCUGAUACACCAUAUAUCAUUCUUGGCCCCACAAAUCAGAGAGCUACAGCAGGAAAGACAAACAGUGUUACAUUUGAGUGCUUUGCAAGUGGAAGUCCUAUGCCCUCGAUAUCCUGGAGAAAGGCAGGGCAAGUGAUUUCUCAGAGUGCAAAAUUUUCUUUUGACACGUUCAAGAAGAGACUCACUGUUCACAAUCCAGCUGUAUCUGAUGAAGGAGUCUACGAAUGUCGAGUAACUAACAGCAAAAAUGUCUUUAAAACCAAGAGUGCAAACUUGACAAUAAUUGUUAUGCCAACGUUUACAGUCACCCCAACGAUGGCGGAUAAGUAUCCUCAAGAAUCAGUGACUUUUAAAUGCAGUGCGACUGGCACUCCAACGCCAGAGAUUACUUGGUUUCACAAUGGUCAAAAAGUUCCACCUUCGACCACAGGAAGGAUCCAGAUAAACAGUAAAAAUGACCUGACAUUUAUAAGUCUUCAAUCGGGCGACAAAGGAAGUGUUCAGUGCGCGGCAACCAACGAUGCUGGCGAGAUACUGAGCAAAGCUUUGUUGCGUGUAAAAGAAUUACCUGUAUGGAUAGAUGUUCCACCAAAGAACACAGACGCUGUGGUUAAUGACACAGUGGAGUUAGAAUGUGUGGGCCGUGGAAAUCCAUCGCCAACAAUAACCUGGCAGAAAAAUGACCAAAACAUCAACUUCGCCAAUAAUCCUCGAUACUUUCAGAAGUCUUCUGGUUCACUGCAGAUUAGCAGAAGUCAGAAGAGUGACAGUGGAAAAUACACGUGUAUAGCAACCAACAGCAUAGGCUCCAAGAGGGCAAACGCUUCUCUUAGAGUGUUAAUCAAAACUGUGAUCGUCAAUCCGUUACCAAGUCAAAUAGACGCUAUCAAAGGAAUUGAUAAACUUCUUCCGUGUGGGGUCCAAAAAGACCCGGAUAUAUCAGUCAAGUGGAUUUGGACCAAAGAUGGAUCUGCAGUCGAUGUAUCCCGGAUGAAGGUUCAAAGUGAUGGAACACUACGCAUACUCACUGUGCAGCAGGGGGAUGCUGGGUCGUACACGUGUUUGGUACAGUCUGAGGCGGGAAACGCCAGCACUACAGGACAGUUGAGCGUUCUCGAAAUACCGCUCGCACCCACUACCCCAGUGGUAAGUGACAUCAAGACGACUUCAGUUCGCUUAUCGUGGUUUCCACCGGAUUAUAGUGGUAACAGCCCCAUCACAUCUUACAAAAUCGAAGCCAAGAAGGGCUCCAACAACUGGCAACUUGCCAGGGAUGACAUCAAUCCUUCUGAUAGACAGAUGUCAGUCAUUGUCCGUAAUCUUUCGCCGCAUACUCAGUACCAAUUCCGCGUGAGAGCUGUCAAUCAAGUCGGAGAUGGUGCACCCAGUGGCGCGUCCGGAGUGAUAAGGACACUGAUAUCAGCGCCGUCUGCAGCUCCACAAAGCGUCAGUGGAGCUCCAACAAGCGCUGAUUCUAUACUCGUGCAGUGGCAAAUUCCUCCUCCUGAAACACACAAUGGUCCGUUGCGUGGUUUCAAAAUCGCUUACCGUCUGGCUGGCGUUUCAGCGAGUACCUUCAUUAUAAGAAAGAUUGCAAUUUCAUCUGCUACUCAGGGCAGCAUCGACGGACUUCUGCAGUGGACUGCGUACGAGAUUAAAGUGCGGGCUUACAAUGACGCAGGAGACGGGGUGUACAGUCAACCAAUCACAGUCACCACAGCAGAAGGGCUACCAACAGCUCCACCACAGGAAGUGAAAGUGAUUAACAUUACCACAGUCAGUGUAUAUUUAGAAUGGAAACCUCCACCUCAAAAGCAACAAAAUGGAAGAAUAAAAGGAUACAAGCUCCAAGCGUGGAAGGGAAGCACACCCAGCAAUAUCUACCAGCGGGUAGCUGAUCAUGACGACACGGCAGCUAUUCAGAAGGGAAUCCUGGGCGGACUGGAAAAAUUCACUCAGUACACUAUAGCUAUAGUAGCCUACAAUGGCGCAGGAGACAGUCCGAGGUCUGAUACUAAACUUAUCAAGACCGAGGAAGGAGUUCCAGACGCGCCUCGGUCGUUCACAAUAUCCGAGGUCUACGCGGACGCUUUGAGAGUGAGCUGGGACCCACCUCUACGACUGAAUGGUAUUCUUACUGCGUAUUUGGUAAAACACUGGCGAAAUGACUCACUCCCAAGCAGCGGUCAAACGACGCGUCUCUCAAACGUCACCUUAUCACACACAGUGACAGGAUUAGGAGCCAAUACUGCGUAUGUUGUCGAGGUGUCCGCUGAGACCCGAGUGGGGGCUAGCACGAGUAAGAGACUGGUGGCGAAAACUACGGAAUCUCCCGUCAAACCUGGUGCACCACAAAACCUAAAGGUCAUAGAAGUGAGGGCCCGUUCGGUGGUAUUAGAUUUUACCCCUGGAUCAUCUGGUAGAGCCCCUAUACUGACCUACAUCAUACAGUACAACAACGACACCUACUAUGACCCAGCGUCGUCAAGCUGGAAGACACUGAUGAUUGUUCGUGACGCUCAUCUCGUAUGGAAUUUGCUUCCUCUUGAGCUACCGCAUCUGAAACCGUACAGAGACUACAGAUUCCGAGUCACUGCCACGAACAAAGUGGGAAGCAGCAGCCCCAGUGCCCCAACGGAUACAAUCAGAACGCAGGAAACUGCACCCUCCCUUCCCCCAAGCAAUUUGACUUUGCUUCCACUCGGGAAGGAUGGACUGGAACUAAGAUGGAAGAUUCCACCCCAAGACACUUGGAAUAGCGACUUUAUAGGAUUCAUACUGCGAUUUGAGCCGGAAGGAGUUCCCAGUUUCGCAUUUGAAAAUAAAUUUCCAAGCAGUCAAUUAAACUACUACAGAGCGGGAGGCCUUUUGAGACACAAACGUUAUAAGGUCUCCGUAAGGUCCUACAAUCUAAAUGGUAAAGGAGCUAGCAAUGGCAGUGCGGUGGCUUGGGCUUGGACGCAAGAAGAUGCUCCGUCCUCAGCGCCAACUAGUCUUAAGCCAGAAGUAACAGGUGCCACAUCUGUUACGCUCAGAUGGGAACCUGUACCGUAUGUGGGACAAAAUGGUGUAAUUCUUGGUUACAAGAUAUACUACCGUAUUUUUGGGAAGCAAAACACGGAGAAAGAGAAGGAACUCUUCAAUGGUCUCGUGUACUCUACCUCCCUGACGGGACUGGAGAGCUUUGUCACUUAUGAAUUCCAAAUCCUUGCGUACACAAGAAUUGGAAAUGGACCAAAAAGCGCUGCAGUUAGAGCCACCACUCGAUCAUCCAGUCCAGGUCCCCCUUCUCGUGUCCGUUUUACAUCCGUCAGUCGAGAGACCGUGACGAUAGCGUGGGACCCACCAGUGUACCCGCGCGGCGUCAUCCAAGGAUACAAGGCAGCAUGUCGUCUAAAUACGUCAUCUGCGUCUGACCCCUAUGUGUGGCAAAGCACCAUGGGAAGAAACGAUCUCAGGAGGACUGCUGGCCCUUUGAAUCCCCAGUCGUUUUAUCGCUUUUACCUUUGGGCUUUGACUAACACAAGUCAAAGCGAAUAUCCAGCGGAAGCAGUUGUUUAUACUGGUGGUUCAACAGAACCUCCUGAUGCACCAUACAUUUUGCCGGUCUAUUUCUCGGACAUCGGUGAACGAUGGAUAAUCGUUAAGUGGCAAGCCACAUCAGAUGCAAAGAGCCCCUUGAGGUACUUUACCCUGCAGCUGAACAAGAAUGACGAGGGCUGGCAGGUGUACUCGGCAAACGUUCUCCACGAUUUCCGGAGCCUUAAAGUGGAGGGACUUUUUCCUGGGGAGUCAUACACGUUCAGAAUUAUGGCCACAAACGACAAGGGAAACAGUCCGUACAGUGCGGCGUCCUCUUCUGUUACAACUCGUCUUGCGUUGCCGACUGGGGCUCCACGCAAUAUCACAGUGACGUCAUAUCCCACGUCACUUGACAUUAAAUGGGCGGCUCCACUUCCACAAGAGCUGGGUGGAACUCUACAGGGGUUCAUUUUAAAACACAGAGAAAAGAGUGCCGCUAGCAGUGUGUUUAGCGAGGUUUCCUUGGACGCCAACUCUCGUAACCAUAAAUUAGAACGCUUGAAAGUUUUCACGGUCUACGAGAUCAAAGUGGCGGCUGUCAACGAGAAGGGACCUGGGCCCUAUUCCCCUCUUUACAGAGUUACAACCGGAGAGAAACCUCCUUCGGAAGCUCCUAAGGAUUUAACAAAGGGGACAGUGACAAGAACAUCUAUUGGAGUCAGGUGGAUCGCACCCUCUUCAGCUUCCUUCAAUGGACAUCUUAUGGGAUACAAGGUUUAUGCGCAAGACCUCUCUCUGACUCAAGGACGCCGCAGGAGGAGACGAUCUUUGGAGGCUGGAGUAUGUCCGCGAGAACCUGGACCCAAGCUGCUGUUCGUCCCUCCUCACCUGAACAACGUCAACAUCACUAACCUUCGGAAAUAUGUUAAGUAUAGAAUCUGGGUGCGAGCGUAUAAUUCCAAAGGAGAGAGUCCGCCAAGUACGUCGCUGGAGGUUACAACACAUGAGGACAGACCCGAGCCCCCAGCCGUUUUCCGUGCCGACGCGGUCUAUAAUGCCCGCGUAGACCUGUACUGGAAACCACCUUGUGAACCGAAUGGAGAAAUUCUUGAGUACGAGAUCAGCUAUGGCAGGACAGCGGAAUUGACCCCCAACAGCGACCGGGAGAAGAUAGUUGUUGACGGAAAAAGAGAAACGAUGAAAGUAACCGGACUGGCGAUGUUGACGAGUUACUCAUUUCAGCUCCGUGCGAGAAAUCCCAUGGGUUACGGACCGCCAAAUGAGUUUCUUGCAAAAACAAAGGGGCCUGCUGAACCUCCGGGGCAACCUGGGAAACCUGUGGUACAUCCGGGCUCUAUUACUGCUGUUAUAAUGUGGGUGAAUGGGGACAGUGGUAAUGUUCCUUUCGAGAAGUUUGAGAUCCAGUCACAGACGGAUGGAUCAGAAUCUUUUGUUACCAAUUGGGAAGCGAAUCCAGACGAUACAAGAAAGAACCGAUCGUACGUGUCCUACACAGUUGGAAAUCUGGAGCCAAACACUGGAUACAGGUUUAGAAUAAUCGCAUGGAACGAGAAGGGCAAAUCAAAGCCAUCUGAACCUUCAGACAGAGUUAUUACUGGUCCGGCUGACAGCGAUCUUCAGAGCGGAAUCAUUUACAAACAGUGGUGGUUUAUUCUGUUAAUGGUGCUGUUUUUUAUUAUUCUCGUUUUGUUGAUCGCUGGUUUCGCAUACCUCUGCUAUCGGCGCAGAAAGGAAGACGCAGAUCAAGGUUCGUCUGCUGGGGCCUCUACAACACAGAGCACACUUGAAAGGAUGAGGAACCCCUCGCGAAACGGAACCAUUAGAAGUGGAACUCUUCCAAGCGUUCAAAUUACUUAUCGGGACGCUAAUCGUGAGCCGGAGGAAGAUGCGAGUAGCUUGGGCUCUAAAGAAGAGCCGUCGGACAGUGACAGCGGAGUGUCCGAGAUGACGUACAAAAGAAAACAGGCAGAUAUUAAUUUCAUAGGCCACUACUCCAACAAUCCUAACCACCAGCAAUGGAAAAACUCACUUGGCCGAACAAGGCCGGCAAAUGGCCGAAACUUAAUCGAGCACACAACGGAAGAAUCCGACACACCCGAGGAAGUUCCGAUCUCUAGAGCUCUCAAGUCCUUCUCUGCAAUGUCUCUACCGAGGGACAAACGAGAUGGGCCUCCAGCAUACGAUAAUCGCAGAUUCAUGGCCAAAUCUGCUGACCAGUUAGACCGAAUUGAAAGGUCUCAACUACCUCCCGAGGCUGUGACGUCAUUCAUGUCACCGGACUACGAGCAGAAACAAAAGAGACCAGCUUAUCGGGAUCGUAAAGAGCCCUAUUCGCGUUCGCGGGCCACGCGACCUGCGGGCUCAUUGAGAAGAUCACGCGAUCAAAUGGACUAUAACGAUGAUAGCAGUACACCACCUCGGUCACCUACACGUCCAAAUACUGGGAUAGGUUACCUGCCGAAGACGGAAAUUCAGAACCGAAACAGAAGAGAUCCAAGGUCGAAUAGUUUCCGAAGAGCCCUCGACUUUGACCCAAAUCCUCGGGAUUCCGACGGUAGCUCGAAAUAUUCCGAUCGGGCGUCGUCUAGUAGCAACGACCACCGAGAUACAAGGACAAAUGCGAAUUCAAUGGGUCGGCCCAGAAUUCAAUAUGACGAAGAACCUGGUCGUAGAAGGCGGCAACCACAACAGUUGCCCAGCCUUCAAAUGAAAUCUGCUAAUAAACCGCCGCGGUAUCACACCCCGCCUUCUCCGUUAUCUCCAGUAUCUCCAGCACCCUCCUACCACACUGUAGACCCAGUGUUCGGAGGCAGAAUAUCUCCAGUACCGUCUUACCACGGUUCUAGUCGAGACGGUAACAGCGAUCACUCGGACGGCGGAAGGAUUCCUCCCCCUGUUUUAUACAUGGACAGAACUGGUCACAACAACGAGAAUUUUGACUCAAGUGAACCCCACAUUUCAACAUACUCCUCGUUCGUCUAGCUUCUUGUCACAUCUACCAUUAAUUUAUAGUCAGGUCCUCUAGUGAGUGACGGGCACACGUUUUUGAAGGUCUUAACCAAAUCUCUCUAUCAUUAAAUGUCUUCCAAGAUCUUCAACCAUACCAUUGAUUGAGAGGUAAUGUAUAUUCUCUCUAAGGGAGAUUAAACCUCACGCAUCCCGAAACAGACGUUUGUUAAAUAGUAUACAGUUAUACCUACAGGCAAAAGCUGUUAUAGGGAGACAGUUUUAAGUUUAUUUUGGCCUUUUUUGGCCCUAUUUUUGUACGGUAACAGUUUUAUAUCCCUAUUGUAAAUUCAUUUUUGUGCGUGUAAAAAGCAGAUGUGUAAAUCGUUCAUCUCUUAACAGUAUUUUUAUAUAACAUAUGUGGUAAUUACAAUGUUGUAAAUGAGGUAUUUUUUUACAUAUCCAUAUAUCAACAACUCAUUUUUAUGUAAAUAUCUCAGCGGAGUGAGCUGAACGACUCAACUGUUCAUCCUCAACUACAUGUUGUAGUUGCUGUUCUAGGUUAGAUAGAGCAGAGCAGUGAUGACUUUGUACAAUAGUGAAACAAAGAUUCUUUAGCAAAAUUUACUUUUCGAGUUAAGGAAAAUUAAAUCAACAUUUGAUUGAGCGGAAGGUUAAGACUAAAGCGAACAGAGGAAUUUAGUCAUUGAUUUGUUUACAUGGAUUCAUUGUAAAAGUGUCAUAGCGCUUUAGUGAGUCUGAGAUUAGAGAAAAAUUAUAAACAUCAUUCUUCAACCUACUUUUUAUUUUUACAGUUUAUGUCAUUUUAACCACACUUAAAUGCUGUAGUAUAUUUAGGAUCAAUCAAAAGUUACAAAAUUAUGUGUAUUGGAUGUUAUUUGGGUGGCAAGUCAGUAAACAAGAAAAUCAGGAAAAAAUAGCUGAUCAAAUUUGUUUUGGCUGUAGUAUUUUCUUCGAGAGAAAGUACAUUUUCAAUUUAGCCUUCAAGGCUUUUACCAUGCUGGUCAAGAAUGAAGAUGGAAAGGUAAACAUUUUUAGCUCUCCUCUAGUUCUGUAGUUUGAUCUCUGAUGAUCACGGGAUCGUAAAUAGAUAUGCUGUUGAUUUAGUCUUGAUGCGAUGCGUUGAAUGAUUUUUCUAAUACUUAGGUGAUAUUUAUAGAAUAGCUUUCAGAAUCACGAUUGUUGCAAUUGUAGAAAAGAUUACAUAAGACGCUGUAAACGAAUUGCGAGCAGGUAGUACCUUUGAAUAUAGAAUGAAAACGUUUUGAAAAU